Messenger RNA from Camelina sativa (false flax), 1870 nucleotides. RefSeq lists its product as uncharacterized. Gene Ontology annotation, cellular component: membrane. Gene Ontology annotation, biological process: N-acetylglucosamine metabolic process. Gene Ontology annotation, molecular function: beta-1,4-mannosylglycoprotein 4-beta-N-acetylglucosaminyltransferase activity. NCBI's taxonomy places the organism in Eukaryota, Viridiplantae, Streptophyta, Magnoliopsida, Brassicales, Brassicaceae. The record is from RefSeq and is a predicted model, not a curated record.
CGGCUAUAAUUGGCGUUACAGUUUUCCUAAAGAAGAGAGGAGAGAUUUAGAUUUAAGUGAGAUUUUUUCGGAUAUUUAUUCUCUCCCCCUGACUUCUCUGUUUUUUUUUUUUUUUCUUUUUCUUCUCCUUAGUUUCUGAUAAAAAGUUUUGAUUUUUUUUUUUGUUUUAUCGGGCUUCGAUUUCGAGGUCCGAGUCUCUUCUUCGCGAAAAUUUUCCCAGAGAUUAAAAAAACAAGAGUUUUUUUUUUUAAUACCUUCUGGGUAUAAUCAAUCAUGUCUGAUGGAUACUAUAGUUCUAAGAAGACGGACGAUAUCUGUGAUGAUGUUUGUGGACAGCAGGAUGGUUCAAGAACAGCCAAAGCUUUCUCAAGGGUAAGAUGUGUUCUACGUGGACUCGAUUUCAAGACAUACAUAUUCUUCUUCACCAUUGUGCCCAUUUUCCUCAUCGGAGUCUAUCUGCACGGUCAGAAGCUUACAUAUUUCUUGAGACCGCUUUGGGAAUCUCCACCCAAGCCGUUUCAGACGCUUCCUCAUUACUACCAUGAGAACGCUACCAUGGAAACGCUCUGUAGUCUACAUGGCUGGAAACACCGUGAAUCUCCGAGAAGGGUCUUUGACGCUGUCUUGUUCAGCAAUGAAGUUGACAUGCUCACUAUCCGGUGGAAAGAGCUGUAUCCUUACAUUACACAGUUUGUGAUUCUUGAAUCAAACUCUACUUUCACCGGUUUGCCUAAACCGUUGGUUUUUGCUGGGAACCGAGGGAAGUUCAGUUUUGUUGAGCCGAGGCUGACUUAUGGGAACAUUGGAGGAAGAUUCAAGAAAGGCGAGAACCCGUUUGUUGAAGAAGCUUACCAGAGGAUUGCAUUGGAUCAGCUCAUUAGACUCGCCGGUAUUGAAGAAGAUGAUCUUUUGAUAAUGUCUGAUGUUGAUGAGAUCCCUAGCGCUCAUACCAUCAACCUGCUUAGAUGGUGUGACGGGUACCCACCCAUUCUUCAUCUUCAGUUGAAAAACUACUUGUACUCGUUCGAGUACUUCGUUGACAACAAAAGCUGGAGAGCUUCGAUUCAUCAGUACAAGCCAGGGAAGACUCGAUAUGCUCAUUUCCGCCAAGGAAACACUCUUUUAGCAGAUUCGGGUUGGCAUUGCAGUUUCUGUUUCAGGCACAUCAGCGAGUUUAUAUUCAAGAUGAAAGCGUACAGCCACAACGACCGGGUCAGAUUCUCUCAUUAUCUAAACCCCCAAAGAAUCCAAGAUGUGAUUUGUAAAGGAACUGAUCUGUUCGAUAUGCUUCCGGAAGAGUAUACAUUCAGGGAAAUCAUCGGGAAGCUAGGUCCAAUACCGAGGUCUUAUUCAGCUGUUCAUCUCCCAGCUCAUCUGAUCGAAAAAGCUGAGAGUUACAAAUACUUGUUACCUGGGAACUGUGUAAGGGAAAGUGGCUGAUAAGGGUUUUGUAAUAAUCAGUCUUUGUAGUUGUUAGGGGGUGGGGGAAACGGCUUAUCAUCAGUAGGAGGGAGUGUGAAACAGAGAAUGGUACAGAGUUUCUUGAGACUCGAGAAGAGUGAUUUGGUAAGUGGAGUCUCUGGUUUCAGUAUAUAAACCUUGUCUGCUUAUAAUUUCUCAUACUGACCAUAUGUUCUAAUGUGUUCCCAUCUUUGUUUUGGGAAGUUUUGCUGGAAUAGUCUUUCUUUCUCUUAUCUGUCUCUCUCUCUUUCUCUUUUCACUUUAAAACUCUUUUCAUACUCUCCCUUUUUAGUCUGUACAAUUUUAGUUGAUUUCUUUUACAUCCUGAGAUUCUUUGUAAUCUUUAUUUUUUUUCGUUUAAAUUCUGAAUUUGUCUUGAUUCAAUAUCUGGUAUUCAUUAUUAUUGUUA